CCACAAGAAUGGCACAGAUGCGGAAGUAAAAGUGCUUUAACUCCCCUCUUUGUUUGUGUCCCAGGCUCGGACCCUGGGAGAACAGUCACACUCCUCUGAGCCCGCUGGUGUUAAAUAAUCUCUGAUCCACAAGGUCUCCCAGUGCUGCACAGUUCCUCGGCCAGGAUCCAGCCCGGUCCUAGAACAGUUUCCAGAUGCACAGGCUCUGUUGGUGUCCUUAAGAGCACUUUCCCCCGAUACUGCUGUGAUUUCUCCGCAGAUAUCUUGUGGAAAAAAAUCCAGAGGACAAAAGGAAAGGAGAAAUGGCCAGUUCUCAGGGACAGCUGACAUUCAAGGAUGUGGCCAUAGAAUUCUCUCAGGAGGAGUGGGGACACCUGACCCACACUCAGCGGCAACUGUACAGGGAUGUGAUGUCGGAGAACUACGGACACCUCUGCUUCUUGGGUCUCACUGUGUCAAAGCUGGACCUGAUCACUUUUUUGGAGCAAAAGAAGCAGCUCUGGGAUGUGAAGAGAAAGGAGACCAUAGGCUUCCAUCCAGGUAGGUGGGAAUGAAUGAGGCAGAUGACAGAGGGGAGGUCCAAGUCUGAAGGAGGAACAUAGACCUUAAGCUGUGGUUCCACUAGCUGUCCUUGAAUGAAAAUCAGCUGGAGACAUGCUCGGUUUUAUUUCUCUCAUGC
Mustela erminea (ermine) is the source of this 679-nucleotide messenger RNA. RefSeq names its product putative protein ZNF720. Lineage: Eukaryota; Metazoa; Chordata; Mammalia; Carnivora; Mustelidae. The transcript has 3 exons. The record is from RefSeq and is a predicted model, not a curated record. The coding region runs from base 303 to 554 and encodes 83 amino acids. Gene Ontology annotation, biological process: regulation of DNA-templated transcription.